This is a messenger RNA of Hippopotamus amphibius kiboko, 8545 nucleotides long. RefSeq names its product general transcription factor IIIC subunit 4 (gene GTF3C4). The transcript has 6 exons. Gene Ontology annotation, molecular function: protein binding; histone acetyltransferase activity. The record is from RefSeq and is a predicted model, not a curated record. The coding region runs from base 145 to 2562 and encodes 805 amino acids. Gene Ontology annotation, cellular component: transcription factor TFIIIC complex. Lineage: Eukaryota; Metazoa; Chordata; Mammalia; Artiodactyla; Hippopotamidae. Gene Ontology annotation, biological process: transcription initiation at RNA polymerase III promoter.
CCUGGCUCGGCGGCGCUCGGGGCCUGCGGGGAGAGGACCGCCGCUGAGGGCGCUGGGGGCCGGCGGCCGCGGUGCGGGAGGCUGCCAGGGCACGGCGACGCGCGGCGGGCGCGCCCGGGGUGCGGCCUCUGCACCCGAGGGGAGAUGAGUACGGCCAAGGCGCGGCUGGGCCCCGCGGCCGACCGGCCUGCGCCGCCCGAGGAGGAGGAGGGCGAGGCGGGCGGGAAGGAGCCGGGGGCGGACGCGGCCCCCGGGCCCAGCGCCGCGUUCCGCCUCCUGGUGACUCGGCGGGAGCCGGCGGUGAAGCUGCAGUACGCGGUCAGCGGCCUGGAGCCGCUGGCGUGGUCCGAGGACCACCGCGUGUCGGUGUCCACGGCGCGCAGCAUCGCCGUGCUGGAGCUCAUCUGCGACGUGCACAACCCGGGCCAGGACCUGGUUAUCCACCGCACCUCGGUGCCCGCGCCUCUCCACAGCUGCUUCCUCAAAGUUGGCUCAAAAACGGAAGUUGCUGAGUGUAAGGAGAAGUUUGCCACCUCCGAAGACCCCACAGUCAGUCAGACGUUCAUGCUGGACAGGGUGUUCAACCCGGAGGGCAAGGCUUUGCCACCACUGAGAGGCUUCAAGUACACUAGCUGGUCCCCUGUGGGCUGUGAUGCUAAUGGCAGGUGCCUCCUGGCAGCACUGACCAUGGACAAUCGCCUGACCAUCCAGGCUAACCUCAACAGACUGCAGUGGGUCCAGCUGGUCGAUCUGACAGAGAUUUACGGAGAACGUCUCUAUGAGACCAGUUACAGGUUCUCUAAAAGUGAGGCCCCGGAAGGGACUCUCAGGGAUUUUGCCGAGUUUCAGAGGAGACACAGCAUGCAGACCCCCGUCAGGAUGGAGUGGUCUGGCAUCUGCACUACUCAGCAGGUCAAGCAUAACAAUGAGUGCCGCGACGUGGGCAGCGUGCUGCUGGCCGUCCUCUUUGAAAACGGCAACAUUGCUGUGUGGCAGUUUCAGCUGCCGUUUGUAGGGAAGGAAUCCAUCUCUUCAUGCAACACGAUUGAGUCAGGAAUCACCUCGCCCAGUGUUUUGUUCUGGUGGGAAUACGAGCACAGUCAUCGGAAAAUGAGCGGCCUUAUUGUGGGGAGCGCGUUUGGACCUGUAAAAAUUCUUCCAGUCAACCUCAAAGCAGUUAAAGGCUAUUUCACGUUAAGGCAGCCCGUCGUCUUGUGGAAAGAAAUGGACCAGUUGCCAGUACACAGCAUCAAGUGUGUACCCCUGUAUCACCCUUACCAGAAGUGUAGUUGUAGCUUGGUGGUGGCCGCAAGAGGAUCCUAUGUGUUUUGGUGUCUUCUUCUGAUCUCCAAAGCAGGUCUGAACGUGCACAAUUCUCAUGUCACAGGCCUGCACUCACUGCCGAUUGUCUCCAUGACUGCAGACAAGCAGAACGGGACAGUGUACACUUGCUCCAGCGACGGCAAGGUGAGGCAGCUGAUUCCCAUCUUCACGGAUGUUGCGCUGAAGUUCGAACACCAGUUGAUUAAGCUGUCAAAUGUGUUCGGCUCCGUGAGGACACACGGGAUAGCCGUGAGCCCCUGCGGUGCGUACCUGGCCGUCAUCACCACAGAGGGCAUGGUCAACGGCCUCCACCCCGUUAACAAGAACUACCAGGUUCAGUUCGUUACUCUCAAAACCUUUGAAGAGGCAGCUGCUCAGCUUCUGGAAUCUUCAGUUCAAAAUCUGUUUAAGCAGGUAGAUUUAAUAGACCUAGUACGCUGGAAGAUUUUGAAAGAUAAACACAUCCCUCAGUUUUUACAAGAAGCUUUGGAGCAAAAGAUUGAAAGCAGUGGGGCCACCUAUUACUGGCGCUUCAAACUCUUCCUCCUGAGGAUUUUAUACCAGUCGAUGCAGAAAACCCCUUCAGAAGCCUUAUGCAGACCCGCCCAUGAGGACUCGAAAAUCUUACUUGUCGACUCACCUGGGACAGGCAACGCCGAGGAUGAACAGCAAGAAGAAGGCACCUCCUCCAGACAGAUGAACAAGCAGGGCCUGCAGGAGAAGAGCAAAGAAGGGGAUCCAGAGGACCCCACAGAUGACCCACUCACUCAGUCUGGAGACAGCGGAGGCCGAGAGCCAAUGGAGGAGAAGCUCCUUGAAAUCCAGGGGAAGAUUGAAGCCGUGGAAAUGCACUUGACCCGCGAGCACAUGAAGCGAGUCCUAGGCGAGGUAUACCUGCACACCUGGAUCACAGAAAACACUAGCGUCCCCACCAGGGGCCUCUGUAACUUUUUAAUGUCUGACGCAGAGUAUGAUGACAGAACCGCACGGGUGCUGAUCGGACACAUCUCGAAGAAGAUGAACAAGCAGACUUUCCCUGAGCACUGUAGUUUGUGUAAAGAGAUUUUGCCGUUCACAGAUCGCAAACAGGCAGUCUGUUCCAAUGGCCACAUUUGGCUCCGAAAGCUUCGUGAAGACGGGGGAUUUUGUUGUUCACAGCUGUUGAUAGAGCAAUGCCUGGUGCUUUUUAACCUACCAGUCCUGCCAAAGUUUGAUAUACAGAAGGUGUUUGCUCCAUGACAGCAUCGCCCGCCAUCCAGCCCCAGAAGAUCCUGAGUGGAUUAAGAGGUUGCUGCAAAGCCCCUGCCCUUUCUGUGACUCUCCUGUCUUCUGAAUGUCCGCGAUGGGAAGAUGGAAAGAGCGUGUACUCUGCUGUGAAAGGUGCUGUCCAGCCCCAAGAGCUAGGACACGCUGGCGUAAGCUUGGCCUUCGCACGUGGAGAGCACUUCUCAUGACUGUAAAUAGGGCCUGGGAACUCACUGCCCAAGUGCGUCCUCUAUCUCCAGGGACUAGAGGAUAUCCUUGAAGUGACUGAGUGCAGAGGUUUUAAGUCAUUUUGAGAUGAACGUUAGCCCCCAACUCCUUACCCAAAAGGAACACUUACUUUUCAAGCAUCUUGACUGAAGCAGUGCGAACAAAACACAUGCUGUGUCAUUUCUCUGAACAGAACCGUCUCUUCUAGGGGGUAUGGAUAAGGGCCUUGCUGGGCCAAGUUAGGCUUUAAUCCCGGCCUUGGUCUGCAACUGCCUGGGGCUCCAGGGAGCUUCAGUUACCUGGUGCGGGGUGUGCCGUGUCCCAGCAGAUAGUAACCUGUGGGCCUGAUGUUUUGUUCUCAACAAAUAGUUGCAGAUCUGCAUCUCGCCAGUUGUUUUUCAUGCAUAUUGAAAACAUCUUCUUAAAACUGUAUAUUUUAAGAGGUUGAAGCCAAGACUAAAGUUGGUUUUAAUGUGUCAAAAGAUCAGGUGACUUGUAAAUUAACAAUUGUGACUUAUUUUUAAUGAUCUCACCUAUGUCGUCAGUUUCCUGCCCCAACUCCUUCAUAUAUAUAAGGAUGUCCAGUACUUCUGUCCACCUGUGUUACACGCCUCUUCAGACUUAACUGUGACGACUAGGUGAGAUGUUUGUACAUAGAGGAAAAACAAUAUUUUCUCCUUUUAGUAUUAAAUUAAAACAUUUACUAUUUUUAAUGUUGACAUUUCUAGACGUCUCAUUUAUAUCCUGAGUCUAGAGACUUCCAGAAAGACGGGCAGCUCAGAAGUGUGGACCCUUGAGCUCUGGUGCUAUGGUGUGUGUCGCUAUGUCCUUCUCUCUGCAAAGGUCCUUGCUAUUUAUAACACAGGUAUUUUCCUGUGGGCUGUUAAGAGGAGAUGUUAGACAUUAAUUGGUCUUAACACCCAACAUUAGACCCUCUAGAACUACAGUGUUCUUGGAUUUUGAAAAUAAGCAUCCUCGGGAGUGGUGCUAAUGAACAGGACUAACGCACGCGCCUUGCAGUGGUGCAUGUUUCUGGAAAGUUGGAUGGUAAAUGCAAAAUGUGAAAUGUAACUCAUGUUACAUGCUCUCUAUUUUGCCUUUAUUCUAACACUUAUUCCUGCUUUAUUUUUGUAUCCUUAGUGAAAGAUGUUUUGUUCUCACUGAAAAACACUUGCUAUUUGGAGAACACGUAACAGAGACACCACACCCGCCUGCAGUGUCUCCCCCAGUGUCCUCCCCGCUCUGGCCGUGGGUAUUGGAGACCACAGCCCUUAAGGGGCACUUCCAGACAGUCUGCUUUGAAAUGUCUUUUGUUUCGCGUUCAGAUGUUUGGUUUUGUCUCCUGUGUUUAAUGCUGUAUCUCUGCUGCUGUUUAAUUCUGCUGGCGUCUUCUGUGUCUCGCAUUGUGGUGGUAACUUCAAGAGGAGCGUUCAUCCAGACUUCAGGGUCCAGCAUGUUCAGCUGAUUGUCAAGGAGGAGAGCCAGGUGGCCUUAAGAUCUGAAGAACACAACACAGAGGGUCGUGCACGUGUGGUCGUUUGUGCCGUGAGCGCCCUCACUUGACGGUAGAUAGGACAGUAAAAGCUGCGAUCCCGUCGCAGAGUGACUGCAGUGUGUGUCCUCAUAGCAUAUGCUUGGUCUCCCUCAGGCGUUUGUUCCCAGAGUCCGUAGUGGAUUAGCUCUUAACUGGGGAAUUUUGUGCUGCGGCCACUUAAACCUCGCCGUGAGCGCCUGUUUACAGCGCUGAUGCGUUUGGGGGAAAUCUGAACUGGAAAAGGCCGCCCGAGUUAUUCAGUGUGUCUGUGUAGGAGUAAACACGGCAGCUGUUUUACUGGAAUCUGGCUUCUCUCUGUGGGGGGCUCUGCCCAGGGGCUUUCUUCAGACUCUGAGGUCCAGUCAGCACCGGCCUCAGCCCGAGUUUCUGCACACCGAUGGGGAGCCCCCCUCCCCGCCCCAGCCUCUGCCGUGGAGGGUAACCCUUCACCUGUGGGAGCCAGACGAGAUCCUGAGGUAGCGGCAGCGUCACAGACACAGCGCGCUCCCGCGUGGCCUCAGGGGCAGCACACCUGGUAGCAGUGCUGAGCGCGGGAGCCCCGGGAGGUGGGCGGGGCACCGGGCUUCUUCACUAACUGCCUCCCGGUUUACACCUGCGGUGCCCUCUGUACCUUCCUAACUUACCUGAUCUGAGCAGUGGAUUUCAAGUUCAUUUCAGCCAUCGCUGCUCCAGGCCGUGGGCGAGGCGGCGGUGCAGCCGCUGCUCUGCGUGAAGGUGCAGGAGCAAAGGUCCUUCACGGUUCCACCUUUUAAGCCACAAGAACAUUGCAUUUGGGGAGCCUGAUAUCCACACCAGUAUCACAUUUUUUCUGUCUAGAGUUAAUUUGUUCCUAUUCUAGAUAAGAAAUUGAUAACUUGUUAGGAUUGAUAUUCACUCUGACAUCCUCAUAUGUCCACCACCCAGACUUCAAGCCAUCUCUGCCUACUGUUGUAUCUUCCAAAACUGCCAAUUAUCUUCCAGUGUCAGAAGUUAUUAGAACCACUGGCGAAGCUCAUGGCUGAGUGUGACAUUUUUCUGCUGCUCCCUCUGGGAAGUUUUUGAGAAUGUGACUGUGGGAGCAUGUGGGUUAGAGCUGUUAGCAAGCUUCACCGGUUAAUUAGGUUAAAAGAACGUCAGAGGGUAAUAAUUCAAUAUUAAAAUACGUUCUGUUGUAAUGGUAAUGGGGUCAGAUAAGAGGCAGAAGUCGCGGAGGCUCACUGGUCUCGUCAGGAGGAGCACAGAGCUGCUUUUGCGGAGCGCCCGCUCGCCUGCAGCACUGAACUGGGGCAGCUGGUGAAUUGCUGCAGCUCCUGGAGCGAAAGCAAGAAGUACUGUCACUGUCCGAUUUCCACAGGUCCAUCCAUCUUCUCUGCUCCUGACCUCCCUCUCCCUCGCUCUUCCCUUCCAGGAGAGGUCCUCUCCAUUUCCAUCCCCUCACUUCUCUCAGCUUUAGGACACCUUCUGAGCUAGCAGGUAAUAGGUUUGCAGUAAAAUUUCUAAAACCUGAAUCACAUAGCAGGCGUCCGUUCCUAGAAGAAACUGUUAAACAGUUUUUCUUUCUAAAGGUAAUAAUGAUAGUUGUUAACAACUUGAUAAACUGUACCUGGUUUUCUCCAGAACCCUGAAUUAUCAUUUCUCUGUAAGAGUGCCCAGCACCUGCAGGCUGGGCUUUGGGCAGAGUGGGCUGGAUUUCAGCUCCCUGCCACCACCUGCUCUGUUCCCCAAGCCACUUGUUCCUGACAAGCAAUAAUUCUGGUUAUGUUCAAAGUCAGCAGGCCUCAGUGUUUUUAAGGGAAAGACAGAUUCUGCCCUUUUUUCUUUUUAGAGAUGGGACAGCACAAACAGCACACAGUCAGACAAGUAAACGCAUGUCUUUACGGCCAGCCCGCCAUGGCCUGUCGGAAUCUGUGGGCUGCCCUGACCGAGCAGAAGCACAUCCCUGUGCUCUCACACCGCUCCCCGCGUCGGUCACGUUCAGCAGUUCUGUUGACCGCAGAGCGGCUCGAGCUCUAGCCUCUCCCCUCGACAUUGUCGGAUUGUAAAAUGCCUCUUUCGGGUCUAACUGAAGUGAAGUGGUUGCACUUUAGCUAUUGGCAGCUUCAGGCAGAGUUUUAGACCAUGUCUCAAUUCCCACAGGUAUUAAGCUUUGAACUGUUCUUUCGUGAUGCUGAAAGAAGUUUUUGAAGCUGAGAGCUUCAUGUCUGCUAACCUGGUAUCUGCCGUGCAAACCAACGCUAGCGCGCUUGAGAUUUGACUAUGCUUGUACUAAAUUCAGUCAGGUUUGCGGAGUCGCUUCCCGCGACCACUCUCACCACAGCAUCACUCCUGAUGUACAGCAGGGUUUUUCCGGAGAUGCAGACUUGUUUCCGUGGCACAGAUACACAUCAGUGUCAGGACGGGCUGGCCAGCCUGAGGUUGGUAGAGAGGGUGCAGCCUCCCAUCCACGUGUAUGGUUUGUUUUAUGAUGGCCUUUUCUGAAAACUCGCUGUGGGAAUCAACACAUUUAACAGAGGAGUGUCUGUGUACAUAAAGAUGUCCUGUAAAGAAGUUAAGCCUUUUGGUAUAUACAUAUUUACCCCCCAGCCUCUUAAUCUGAUUAGGUGAUUCAGCCUUUCUUGCAUUUUCUUUAAGUUAUAACGGUACUCCACGGGGGAGACUUAAUAUACGACCUGAGGUCCUAGACAGCGAGUAUUACAUGGUUUAGUGACGCGGUGUUCAUUCACUCAUUCCAGGCUUGGGAGGAGCUGCGAAGAGGGGAUGGCGAUGCUCUCAUACUGAUGUGAGAAACUCAAAGUGCAGGUGUCUAGCUGAAAUACUGGAAACGGGUUGGCUGGAAUUGAAUUUCAGAACUCUAAAUCUUAUACUUCUAAGGUUAAAAACUUCCUUACCUCACUAUCAUGAAGUCCUACGAGGUUUCAUAAAAAGAUCCUGUGAAAUGGUUGCAUUGGAUGGUGUAAGACGUGGCUUUGAAGCAUUUCAUAUUUUAUCAGUUUGACAUUUGGCUAACAGACUGGUGAGGUCUAGGGUGUUUUGUUUUGUUUUUGGUACUAGUGCAAAAUUAAAUGCAAAAAUGAAUUAUGUCUUUUUCAAGACUUUGACUCAGAUUUGUACUUCAGUGUAAGAAAAGAAAGUGAAUAUCAAACUUGUGUAUACAGAAAUAAGACUAUAGAAAAGUAGUCUGUGUUGUGUAUAGUGGUAUAUAUUUUAUGUUUAUCCAAUGCCUGUGCUAUCUUUGUGCUUGGCUUCAAAUUAUGUGUUUGUUUAUAUAUGACAUGUUUUGAAAUGAAAAGAACAGGCAUCUAAAAACUUAAGGUUACAGAAAGGAGAUGGUUUUUUAUUUCUUACCAUCUGGUUAGGUGGUGUGUUUCACACUUUUAGCAUGUAAAUAAAAAAAAAACUUUAAGAACAAUAGCACAUUUUGCUUGGAAUGUCCCCAUCCAGAAGAAUUGGCUGCUUCUCUGCAUUGUACAUAUGUACAUAAUGUUCAUUAUUAGAUUGUAAGCUCCUCAAGGGCAGGAACUGUCUGUCUCACCUUGGUAGUUCCUGCAGCACCGAGUGUUAAGUGCCUUGCACAGAGUAGGUGCUGGUGAUAGAGUGAGUGAGUAACUUCCUGCCACCUUUAAGGCAAAGCAUGGUUCACAUUUUCCAGUGUGUUCAAAACUGCGGAGAACUGAUGACCGGAAGAGGGUGGAAUUCUUUCUUGGGUUUGAACUGGGUCUUCUGGGCUGAAGCAGACCAUGCUGUGUCCUUAGCACUAGUUAUCUUCUUUCCCUGAAGAUACACAGUGUCUUGAGCUUUUACCUGAUAGUAGGGCAGAGGUUUCUGGGAAAAGUGUGAAGUGGGAAAGAUUAUAGAGAAAAUGAAGUGGAAAUUUUGGAGGGUGUUUGUCAGAUGCAGUCCUGUGGGGCAAUCUUACUUUAGUUGUUGCUGAAGAGAAGGGUAGCAGAUGCUCUUUCUUUACCAGUUAGCUGGUUAGCCAAUUUUCCAGUUAAUGAAAGGUCAUUGGUUUUUAGCUUUUUCCCAUUUUGGAUCCCCUUCAAUCACUCUUAUGAUUCUAGUACUUAGAGUCUAUUACAGUUGCUGUGAAUAUCCAGUGCUGUACAUAAUGGCAGUUUUGUAAAUGUGAAAUAACCUCAAUUAUGUUGUGUUUUGUAUGCAGAGCCACUAGUAUUGUUAUCUUGGCCACUUUUUUAUUCAAAAUAAAUAAAUAAUCGA